ACACGAUUAGCUUUCAUAUGUUGCACUCAUGUUUCUAAGCUAAAGUAAAUUCAGUAAUAUAACUAUUUAAAAAAAUAUAUAUUAAAUGGAUUUCUUGCACUAUCAGUGUAAUGAAGAGAGAUGGGAGCAGCAAGUAUUUACAUUGACAGCAUUGCAGAAUAAUGUAGAAGUAGUGCCCGUAGCCAAGCAGAGGUGUCAAGCUAACGCACGUGAAAGAGAUAGGACUCAAAACAGCGUGAACAUGGCGUUCAACACGUUACGGCUUCUGAUCCCGACCGAGCCGCCCGACAGGAAACUCAGUAAGAUUGAGAUAUUGCGGCUGGCUGGCAGCUAUAUUACGCAUCUCGACAACCAACUUUAUACAGGUGAAAUGGACCAACCGUGCCUUCAGAAAAACGAUGUUCAUAACAAGAAUAGAUCACUUUGUACAUUCUGCUGGUCGUCCGUGAAGAAAGACAAACCUACAACAAUAGCUAAUUAUUACAAAUCACCAUACUGAUGAGAACUUCUUAAUCAGAAUCACUAACCGGCACUAGUCUGUGUAUUAAUAUCUAAUAAAAUAAAAUGUAAGGGUUCAUUGUAACAAAAAAUUAUAACAUAGCAAUGGUAUUGUGUUAUGUAAAAAUGUAAGCAAUGAUUAAAUAAUAUAU
Molecule: messenger RNA, 650 nt
Organism: Achroia grisella
Lineage: Eukaryota; Metazoa; Arthropoda; Insecta; Lepidoptera; Pyralidae
Product: transcription factor 15-like
Exons: 4
Coding region: 86-499 (137 amino acids)
Biological process (GO): developmental process; regulation of transcription by RNA polymerase II
Molecular function (GO): DNA-binding transcription factor activity, RNA polymerase II-specific; RNA polymerase II transcription regulatory region sequence-specific DNA binding; protein dimerization activity
Source: RefSeq, a predicted model, not a curated record